AAAAAGAAAGACCUACAUCACAGCAACGGGGAUGAGAAAGCACAAAGCAUGGAGACCCUCCCUCCAGGAAAAGUGCGGUGGCGGGACUUUAACCAGGAAGCUUACGUCGGAGGGACAAUGGUCCGCUCCGGGCAGGACCCCUACGCCCGCAACAAAUUCAACCAAGUGGAAAGUGAUAAGCUUCGGAUGGACAGAGCCAUCCCGGACACCAGACAUGACCAGUGUGCGAGGGGGCCGGCACACUUUCAGACGCUGGGUCUGCUGGAGAGACUGGGGUCAGAGCAACCCCCAGGGUGGCCCUGUCUCCCCCGGGGCCCGGCGCUCGGUGUGUACCUUGGCAGAGGAUGAAGACCUGUGCCCGCGGCUCCUUCCCCGAGUUAAACAGCCAGUCAUUCCGAAACCUAAGGCCACCUCUCCCCACGUCACCCCGCCCUGCUCUUGGCUGAGCACAGAACUGCCUUUGUCUCUCCGUCUAGAGAAUUUGACUGGAUUUGAAGCCACCUGUUUGUUGCAUAGGCUAACCCGGCCCACUCUGUGACCUUGGAAGGU
Puma concolor (puma) is the source of this 549-nucleotide messenger RNA. The record is from RefSeq and is a predicted model, not a curated record. NCBI's taxonomy places the organism in Eukaryota, Metazoa, Chordata, Mammalia, Carnivora, Felidae.